ACAUGCUUUACCGGAAAAAAACAAUACCACGAGCUCUGUCAUAUCAUGGCUGAUUUUUUAUCAAUAAAAACAUUAGAAUCAGAUGAUGAUGAAAGUUUAAUUCUCGAAGAGAGCGAUGUUGACGAAGAAAUUUCGAAAUCGUCAAAAAAGAUAAAGAAAAAGAAAAGUCUAAAAGAAGACUUUGCAUCUGAUUUUCAAUUUAAUCUUGAUAAUAGUGUUGUGCAACAGCCAUGGAAAAUUAGUAAAACCAUAAAAAAAAGUGCUAAAGGACAAGAUUCAGCAGAUGUUAUUGAAGAUCAAAUAAAUAAAAAAGUUCAGGAACGUAAGGAAAAAAAAAGCGAUGAAUUAGGAGCAGUUAAAGAAAAAGAAAAUAAUUUCAACAGUGUAACCGAUGGCGAUGAAAUAGGUAGUGAACAAUAUGAAUCAGAGGAUGAAGACGUCAAGAGUGAUGGUGAAAGUGAGGGUAAUUUUUUUGUGCAUGCUCCUCCUCUGGUACAACGUGAGUUCAUACAAAUGAAUUUAUCAAGGCCAUUGCUUAAGGCAAUAAAUGAGCUUGGUUUUGAACACCCAACAAAAAUUCAGUCUUCAACUAUUCCAAUAGCUUUACUAGGAAAAGAUCUUUGUGCUUGUGCGACUACUGGAUCAGGCAAAACUGCUGCAUUUAUGUUACCUAUUCUUGAACGUCUUUUGUUUAAGCCAAAGCAAACAGCAGUUGUCCGUGUUCUUAUUCUUGUACCAACGAGAGAGUUAGCUAUUCAAGUUUACUCUGUUAGUGAGUCUUUGGCGAAGUUUUCUAACAUUCAACUUGGUCUUGCAACAGGUGGACUUGAUUCCCGAUCUCAAGAAGCUAUUCUUCGUAAAAAUCCUGAUAUAGUUAUUGCCACCCCAGGUCGUUUAAUAGAUCAUUUACACAAUACACCAUCUUUUAAUCUACAGACUAUUGAAAUACUUGUGCUGGAUGAAGCAGACAGAAUGCUAGAGGAACAUUUUCAUGAUCAAAUGAAAGAAAUAAUACGUUUAUGUCCACGCGGUAGACAAACAAUGUUGUUCUCUGCAACAAUGACUGAUGAAGUGAAUGCUUUGAUGUCAUUGUCACUAAAUAAUCCAGUGAAGUUGUUUGUUGACCAAAAUACGGAUGUUGCUUCAAGUCUACACCAAGAAUUUGUUAGAAUUCGAUCAACUAGAGAAGCUGAUAGGCUAGCAGUUGUUGUAGCUUUAUGCUGUCGUUCUUUUAAUCAGCAAACCCUAGUAUUCCUUCAGACUAAAGUUCUUGCACAUAAACUAAGAAUUAUAUUUGGUUUGUUUGGCUUAAAAGCAGCAGAGCUGCAUGGUAAUCUUACCCAGCUACAGCGUCUUGAAGCAUUAGAGAAGUUUAAAAACAAUGAAGUUGAUAUUCUUGUUGCAACAGACCUUGCAGCUCGUGGGUUGGACAUAGUUGGUGUAAAAACUGUAAUUUCCUUUAAUAUGCCAACCACAAUAAAAAGCUACAUUCAUAGAGUUGGAAGAACUGCAAGAGCUGGGAAAGCUGGAAGAUCUAUAACGCUGGUAGGUGAGAAAGAGCGUAAAAUGUUAAAAGAAGUAGUUAAAAAUGCAAAGAUUCCUGUGAAAAACAGAAUUUUAUCAACAGAGGUUGUGGAAAAAUACAAAAAUAAACUUGAAAGUUUUGAAAAAGACAUCAAGGAAAUUCUAAAAGAGGAAGAGUCAGCAAAGCAAUUGCGUGUUGCUGAAAUGGAAAUGAACAAAGCAAAAAAUUUAAUUGAACAUCAUGAUGAAAUUAUGAGUCGUCCAGCAAAAACGUUUAUUAAAACUCAAAAACAAUCUUCUGCUAAAAAUAAAAAAGAAAGUCAAAAGAAAGUAAAGAAUUUGACCGAAGAAGAAAAAAAGAUUCGCCGCGAGCAAAUGUUUCAUGCUCGUCAGAUUAAGCGAAAUAAUAAACCUAAACGAAUUCGAGCUUUUGAUGAAAAUGCUCCAGAUGUCAAGGGUUCUCGUGGUCCUAAACACGCCAAAAUUGUACCCUCCCAAAAGACAUUUGAUCGCGAGCUUACUGACACAAGUAAAAAGAGUUUGCAAGCAUUGCGAUCGAAUACAAAUUUUAAAAAAAAAACCUCUUCUGGAUUUAAAUCCAAAAAAAGAUUUAAAAGAAAAUAAAUGUCUGCAAAAAUAAACUGAUGCAGAAAAGUGAAAAUGACUUUAAUAAACACAAGUUUAUGUUAGAUGUUUUUAUGAAAUAUCUUCGCAAAGACGCUGAAAGAAGAGACGUUUUAAAGUGCUUGUAUCGAAAACAAAACUAAAGGAUUAUAGAACUAUCUUACCUAACUGAAUAUAUAUAUAAAAUAAUAAUAAAAAAAUAA
This is a messenger RNA of Hydra vulgaris (swiftwater hydra), 2351 nucleotides long. RefSeq names its product probable ATP-dependent RNA helicase DDX27. Gene Ontology annotation, molecular function: nucleic acid binding; RNA helicase activity; ATP binding. NCBI's taxonomy places the organism in Eukaryota, Metazoa, Cnidaria, Hydrozoa, Anthoathecata, Hydridae. The record is from RefSeq and is a predicted model, not a curated record.